This is a messenger RNA of Temnothorax curvispinosus, 2902 nucleotides long. RefSeq names its product general transcription factor 3C polypeptide 3. Gene Ontology annotation, biological process: transcription by RNA polymerase III. The record is from RefSeq and is a predicted model, not a curated record. Lineage: Eukaryota; Metazoa; Arthropoda; Insecta; Hymenoptera; Formicidae. Gene Ontology annotation, cellular component: transcription factor TFIIIC complex. Bases 1 to 2781 code for a protein of 926 amino acids. The transcript has 4 exons. Gene Ontology annotation, molecular function: protein binding.
AUGGAGUGUACGGCGAGCGAAGCAUCACGAAACAUCAGCAUCACCGUGGAAGUGGCAAGUGAAAUGUCGACUGCCGACGACAGCCUCGCUAUUAGUGAGAAUAGUAGCGUGGCACCGGUGAUAAUUGAAGAAUUGGACGAAAGUGCCAUCAGCUCAAUGGACAUGGAUAUAAAUGAGUUUGUCGAGGCAAAGGCAUUGCAAAUAAAAGAGGUGACGGAUGUUAUUCCAACGUGUCCAUUCUCUCUGCCGUGUACGCACAACAAGGAUAUCGUGGACGCGGAAGAUCAGGAUACGUCGCUAACUGCCGACGAGGAAGAUCGGUUAACGAAACAGUUCUUGAAUGGCGAGUUAACAUUUAGCGAAUAUUCCUCAAGGAUGGAUCAGGAUAUAGAUCUGGAGACGAUAGAAAGCGAUGCGUCCAGAAGGACCAUCGGAUUCGAUCACGUCGCUGUACAAAAGAUCAUGGAACCAAAGCCACACAAAGCAAAUAACGUGCGUCAGAAGAGGAAAAAGCGCGUUUUGCCGCCAGUUUUGCAAGGACUUAUGGGAGAGGCAAAUUUAAGAUUCGCAAAGGGAGAAGAAGAGUUAGCGGCUCAAAUUUGCAUGGAGAUCAUUAGGCAAGUACCGAGCGCUCCAGAACCGUUUCAGACGUUAGCUAUGAUAUAUGAACAUGAUCAACCGGAGAAGUCGUUGCAAUUUGCUUUAAUCGCUGCGCAUCUUAGCCCGAAAGAUGCGGAUCAGUGGGUAAGAUUAGCUAACUUGUCGUUGGAAAGCGGCGAUAUGAAGCAAGCGAUUACGUGUUACUCUAAAGCGAUUCAAGCCAGUCCGAAGGACAUAAGUUUAUACGAGACGCGAGCGCACCUCCAAGAACAGAACGGAGAUAAAAAAGCGUACUUGCGAGGAUAUACGAAACUGAUUCAUCAAUUGGAAGCCGAAGAUGGCGAAUAUAUAAUGAAAUACGCAAAGAUAUUAGCCAAACGUUAUAUGCAAGAGGAUAACAAUGAACAAGCGCUAGAAGCAGUCGAGACUAUUUUUACCAAAUGUCCUGAUCUCAUUACGUUAGAAGAAGUUAAUAUCAUGACUGAAUUGCUAAUAGCGCUGAAGCAAUUUAAGAGAUGUUUAGAUAUAUUGGUCAAGUAUACAAAUAUUCAAGUACGGUAUAAGAAGAAAGAGGAGGGAGAAAAAGAGACAACGGCCAACGAUCCCAAGUCCGAGAAGGAAGAAGAAGAAGAGGAACGUAGUAACGCGAAAGGAAAAGCUACUUUAGCUCCGUCGAGAAGCGAAAAUAGUUACGAAAUAGAGUCUUGCGACGUACCGGAUAAUGUGGUUGUCGACUUGAAAGCCAAAUUUCUCAUAACUCUCAUCGAAUUGGAUUAUAUUUCGAUAGCUGAGAAAUUGUUACCUAAAUUUUACAUGCGCGAGAAUCCCGAGAUUUCUGGAGAUCUCUUUUUAGACGUAGCGGAAGCAUUGAUGGGCAAGAAGGAAUUUCAGCGUGCCCUGGUUUUGUUGGAUCCGUUGGUUAAAAGUUCGAAUUUUAGCUUGGCCGCAGUUUGGCUGAGGCACGCGGAAUGCUGGGUUGGUUGCAACACGUUAGAUAAAGCCAUAGAAUCUUACGAAGCCGUCCGAAGGUUAUCGCCGCAGCAUUUAGGCGCACGAUUAGCUCUAGCCAAACUUUAUAAAAAGUCGGAGCAUUACGAUAAGGCGAUACAAGUUCUCUACCAAGAUCCCGAAUCCGAUACAUUAGAUCCUGAUGUUCUGUAUCAAAGAACACUACUGCUCUUCAAAGUUGGAAGAUACGAGGAAUACUUUUCCUCAGGAAUGUUACUUUUCUCAAGACAUUGCGUUAAUAUAAGAACGAAGGUCGAAUUAAAUGCAUUGGCACGCGCAACGGGUGUUCGCCAACGGCUCGAUAGCCUGCAACUUCGUCGUUUGUCUUGCGGGGAAAGGUUGGAAGAUGAAAACGCCCCGACGUUUAUCGCUAAUGCGAGACCGAGCGAGAAAAAUGAAUUUCUACUUUUCCUACAAAUGUGCAAACUAGCGUGUAAAUUAAACAAGUAUGGUUUCCUUCAAAGAUUAUGUUUCACCGCUCUGACGUCAAAGAGAUUUAAAAAGAGGAACUCUCAUAUCAUCUUUCUGUGCUUGAUUUCUUGCAUUCAUAAUAAGGAUUCGUUCUACGGAUACAAUAUCGUACGAGAAUUCGUGCGUGUCUGUCAAAGGUCCAACUCGUGGAACUUGUUAAAUAUAAUCAUUCAAAGAGCAGAAGAUUUGAGGCAUAACAGAUUUAUAAUGCGAUUACUUGGAAGAGACGUGUUUUCAUAUUUGCAUAUUAUGCAUGCAAACAACUGUCUCGUUUCGGGAACCUACAAGUAUGCUCUAAACGGCUAUAUGUCUCUCUUUAAAGUAGCACCUAGUGCACUGUUAGCCUUGUUAAUAGGCGUGACGCAAUUACAAAUGGCAUGUCAAAAGAUGUCGGCUAAGAAGAAUCAGCUUGUAAUUCAAGCGCUAGCCUUCUUCAAGAAAUAUAUGCAAUUACGCGGUAAAGAAGGUCAACAAGAAACUUAUUACAAUAUGGCACGGGCAUUUCAUCAAAUUGGUUUAUUACCGUCUGCGAUUCACUUCUACAAGUUGGUCCUGAAGGAAGAUCCAGGAGAUUUAGUCAAACAGCAUGCGAAUCUUUUGGACCUGAGAAAGGAAGCAGCUUUCAAUUUGCAUCUCGUCUAUCUGCAAUCCGAAAACCAUCUUCUUGCUAGAAUGUGUCUCGAGAAUGAUAUCACGAUAUGAAUACAAAACUGAAAUACAUUUUGAGUCGUCCAAAAAUGUGCUAUAUUUUAUAUAUAUAAUUUCUGCUUAUUUAAUAGAUAUAUGUAUACAUAUGUACGCGCGCGCGCGCGCGCGCGCGUGC